CUCUUCUACUCUGAGUAGAGUAACGACCUACCGGGAGCGCGCGGUGAUGGUGUUAAGAAAGCGAUAAAGAUCCGUGUUUUCUUUCUCUUGCUGACACUACAGAGAGUGUGUUCAUUGUAAGCAGGGCUGUCAGAGACACGCUUAUUCAGUCACCCACCGGUAUUACCAACAGGACUGACUGGGAUUUCACUGCGCUCUGCUGGCUCUGUGUUACCGCUAUGGGCUCAGUGUGAGUGAAGAGACAAAGACUUUGGGAUAUAUAUGUUUGGCAUUUGGCUUCUUGUCAGUUUCUCAAAUGCAAACGGAAAUAUGUGGCAAAGCUUCGUCUUACCCUUAACCGGGUUGCUUGGGUUGUGUUCAUGUUCAAAUUUCCCAAGUAACAUCAACAUAGGAGGUUUGUUUCCAACCGACUCCCAUGAAUACGACGUGUUCCGUUUCGCGCUCUCUCAACACAAUGAUGUUCCUAAACUGGUACCACAAGUGGACAUGGUGGACACAGGGAGCAGCUUUGCCAUGACAUACGCCUUUUGUUCCCAGUUCUCCAAAGGAGUGUACGCCAUCAUCGGCCUGUAUGACAGGAAGACCAUGAACAUGCUGAUGUCGUUCUGCGGCGCUCUGCAUGUGUGCUUCGUCACGCCCAGCUUCCCCAUCGAUACCAACAACCAGUUUGUGAUCCAGCUGAGACCUGAGCUCCAGGACCCUCUCAUCGCCCUUGUCGAGCACUUCAAGUGGACCAAAUUCGUCUACAUGUACAGCUCGGACUCAGGUCUGACGGUGCUGCAAAAGAUCUUGGACACUGCUGCUGAGAAGACCUGGCAGGUAACAUCCAUAAACUUUGACACCCUGACAGAAGCAGCGUUCUUGAAAACCAUCCAAGAUCUGGAUAAUAAGAAGGAGUACAGGAUCAUUCUGGACUGUGAGCUGGAGAGACUCAACUCCAUCUUAAACUUGAUUGCGUCACAAAAAAAGAACUUGAAGAACUACCAUUACAUACUAGCAAACCUGGGAUUUCUGGAUCUUAAUCUCACAGAAUUCAGGAAGGCAGGUGCCAAUGUGACAGGCUUCCAGCUCAUGAACUACACAAACCCUACUGUCAGCAGGACAAUACAAGACUGGCUGGAGUUUGACAGUAAAGACUUGAAAAGUCCCAAAAGGAGGCUCAAGUACACUGGAGCGCUCACAUAUGAUGGGGUGACUGUCAUGGCCACUGCCUUCCAAAACCUGAGGAAGCAGCGCAUUGAUAUCUCUCGCAGGGGGAAUGCAGGAGAGUGUUUGGCUAACCCUCCCGCACCCUGGGGCCAGGGCAUUGACAUUCAGAGAGCCCUACAGCAGGUGCAGUUUGAAGGGCUUACAGGACAUGUUCAGUUUAAUGAAAAAGGGCAUCGGACCAACUUCACCGUCAGCGUGAUGGAAUUUGGUCCAAACGGACCCAAGAAAGUGGGCUACUGGAACCAACACGUGAAAUACGUGAGCACAGCUACUUACAGCAACAUGCUCAAUGAGACGUUUGGACUGCAAAACAGGACCUAUGUAGUCACCACCAUCUUGGAGUCUCCAUAUGUGAUGCUGAAGAAGAACCAUGAGCAGCUCGUGGGUAAUGACAAAUAUGAAGGUUAUUGCGUGGAGCUGGCUGCAGAGAUCGCCAAGCACGUGGGCUAUUCCUACAGACUAGAAAUAGUGGGGGACAGAAAGUAUGGAGCCAGAGACUCCGAGACAAUGAUGUGGAAUGGGAUGGUUGGAGAACUAGUGUAUGGCAAAGCAGAUGUAGCUGUCGCCCCCCUCACCAUCACUUUGGUCAGAGAGGAGGUCAUCGAUUUCUCCAAGCCCUUCAUGAGCUUAGGUAUAUCCAUCAUGAUCAAGAAGCCCACAAAGUCCAAACCAGGUGUCUUCUCCUUCUUGGACCCACUGGCGUACGAGAUCUGGAUGUGCAUUGUGUUUGCCUACAUUGGCGUGAGUGUGGUGCUGUUUCUGGUGAGUCGUUUCAGUCCGUAUGAGUGGCACGCAGAUGAUGAAGAGGAUGGAAUGGAGCAACAAACCCAGGACCAGAACCAACCACCUUCACCAGAGCCCAACCAGUCACCAAACCAGCAUGGUCAGAGUCAGAAUCAGCGAGAGGAGAAGCAACCUGAACACACCAAUGAGUUUGGGAUCUUCAAUAGCCUGUGGUUUUCCCUGGGAGCCUUUAUGCAGCAAGGAUGUGAUAUCUCACCAAGAUCUCUCUCUGGUCGUAUAGUUGGAGGUGUGUGGUGGUUCUUCACUCUGAUUAUCAUCUCCUCCUACACAGCCAACCUGGCUGCCUUCCUCACUGUGGAAAGGAUGGUGUCACCCAUCGAGAGUGCAGAGGAUCUGGCUAAGCAAACGGAGAUUGCCUAUGGGACUCUGGAUGGAGGAUCCACCAAAGAGUUCUUCAGGAGAUCGAAGAUUGCGGUAUUUGAGAAGAUGUGGUCCUACAUGAAGUCUACAGAGCCUUCUGUGUUUGUGAAGACGACAGACGAAGGUGUCGUGCGGGUGAGGAAGUCCAAAGGGAAGUAUGCGUAUCUGCUGGAGUCCACAAUGAACGAAUACAUUGAGCAGCGCAAACCAUGUGACACCAUGAAGGUGGGAGGAAACCUGGACUCAAAGGGCUAUGGAGUAGCCACACCUAAAGGAUCUGCCCUGAGAAUCCCUGUAAACCUAGCGGUGUUGAAACUCAAUGAGCAAGCCGUCUUAGACAAACUGAAAAACAAAUGGUGGUACGAUAAGGGGGAGUGUGGAAGCAAGGACUCCGCCAGAAAGGAUAAGACCAGCGCUCUGAGCCUCAGUAAUGUGGCUGGAGUUUUCUACAUUCUGAUUGGUGGGCUUGGGCUGGCCAUGCUGGUGGCCCUGGUUGAGUUCUGUUACAAAUCCAGAAUCGAGUCUCGAAGGAUGAAGCAAAUCAUUGAUGCAGCCAUGCUCGGCUCCACACUGACUAGGAUGGGCAGCGGAGGUGAGAACGGACGCGUGAUGGCCCAUGAUUUCCCCAAAGCGGCACAGACUCUGCCAUGUAUGGGCCAGGCAGCCGCCAUGGGCCUCAGCACCACUGGGAUGUAAACAGCCAUCAGCCUCUCCGAGAUCAGGGGACAUCAGGAGACCGAUGGAAAGAGUGGGAGAGGACAUGAGAGACACUGCAGCGUACCGCUCACCUGCCACUGAAGUACUGCCAAAUGGAUUCAUGGAAACACUCUGGGAUCCAAAUCAAAUUAGAUAAGGAGGGAGGAAAAUCACUUUUCUAAUAUUAAGAUGUGUUUUUUUGGAACUUCUCCGGUGCAAUAAGGAGACCAUGCGUGAGAUGUUUUUGUAUGAAGUAUCAUUUUUGUCAAAACCGAGAAAUUUCCCUCAAUCUCAUAAAUUACUGACAAUUGAACUGCUGUGUUUCCCCCCAAAUAACAAUUUCCAGUUGUGCUCAUUUUAUUCUUUUAAUCACACAUCUCUGUUUGAGGAACAUUUUUGCCCAAAGUAUUCUUCAACCAUAGUUACAUAAUUUAUCAAAUAGGAAUAGUUCACCCAAAAAUGAAAAUGUAAUGUCUAACUUGUACUGUGAAUGAAAAUUGUUCUUAAUGGAAACUGAUUUUGAGAAGUUUUUCCAUUGCAUCACUUGCUCACCAAUGAAUCCACUGCAGUGGAUG
This is a messenger RNA of Sinocyclocheilus grahami, 3644 nucleotides long. It is a transcript of the gene gria1b, whose product is annotated as glutamate receptor, ionotropic, AMPA 1b. The coding region runs from base 262 to 3069 and encodes 935 amino acids. The record is from RefSeq and is a predicted model, not a curated record. Lineage: Eukaryota; Metazoa; Chordata; Actinopteri; Cypriniformes; Cyprinidae. Gene Ontology annotation, cellular component: membrane. The transcript has 16 exons. Gene Ontology annotation, molecular function: ligand-gated monoatomic ion channel activity.